AUGGGGUACACAUGGAUUGUCGCAGGGGCUGGCUGGGGUGUUACUGUGAUCGGUUGGCUGCUGUCACCCCUCAUCAGCCAGCUCGUCAACAAGUUCUUUCCAAGCCCCGCUGAUGACACGUCAAGAAAGCUCCGGGAUCUGGAGGUCCACACUAUCCCAGAUCUGAAGCUGACCCUGAGAAAUGCCGAGGAGCAGAGGAUGCUGCGAGCUGCUCAAGAGAAGGGAUCUGAGUCUGACCUGAUGACACUCGAGCAACUGACGAAAGAUCUCAAGUCUGCCCUCUACGAAGCCGAGGAUAUCCUUGAUCUUAUAGAGUAUCAUCGUAUCGAGAGGAAAGUGAGCGGCGACGACGACGCUCAAGUUCGUGGCAGCAGCUGCCUGCUGGGUGCCGCACCUGCACGUCCACAAGACACAACCCAUGCUCUGGUACUGCAAUGCGCGGUCAGAUGGUACCGGCAGCUGCGGCAAUUCGGAGGCGCCACCCUGCCAAUCUCCGGCGCGACAACCUAUGUUUCCGGGGUUCACAGUCUCCGUGGCUGGUGCUGGUUCAGGCACCUCGUCCGAAGCUGCUUUCGAUCAGCACACACCUGGUCCACUAAAGCAAUUGUAGCUGCCCACUUCUACCGGAACUGGUCGUAUGAAGCUAUUGGCAUCAAAACUAAUCAGAAGGAUGGCAGCGCAGAAGAUUCUUUCCUGCUAACUAUUGAUAAAAAGAGCUUGAGGGAAAGAAUAGAGGACCUAGAAUAUAUCGCCAAUUGCUCGAAGAAAUCACAUCUAUUGAAUCAACAUAGUAACAGCAACAAGCUUUCUGUCAAGCAUACUGACAAGGAAAGCAUCAGCAUACAGAAGGAUAUUGAAGACUUGUACAGAAGCAUUGAACAGAAUGUAUUUGGCCGAGAGAAGGAGCGUAAGCAUAUAUGUUGUUUGCUUCGAAAGGGGCCAAAUGCUGAAGCAGCAAGCUCAAGUACAAGUAAAUGUUAUGCUGUGGUCGGCAUAUAUGGCAUUGCAGGGUCUGGGAAGAGUACCCUAGCGCAAUACGUCUGUGACUAUGAAGAGGCCGAAGGAAACCAUUUCAAUCUGGUCAUGUUCAUUCAUGUGUCGAAGACAUGCAGACUGGAUGAUAUAUUUCGUGAUAUGCUGGAACAGAUUUCUCGAAGCCGGCCAUCCGGUACCAAAGGUCUUAAAAGUUUAUGCAAGGAGUUGAAGGGAAAUUUGAAAGGCAGAUGCUUCUUGUUGGUGUUGGAUGAUCUAUGGGUCAAUUAUGGGAAUCAGAAGGAGUGGCACAUUUUUCUUGACGCCAUCAAUGCUGGUCAGCGUGGAAGCAGAAUCCUGGUGACAGCUCAAACAAAAGAUGCAGCUGCAGCCCUAGGUGCUCAGGAGCAAAUUCCAAUACCAGAUUUGGGAGAGGACCACUAUUUAUCACUGUUCAUGCAUCAUGCUAUACAAGCAGGCUCAGUUGGUUAUGAUGUUGAGUAUGAAAGAAUUGGGAGAAGGAUAGUGGAAAAGCUCCACAGAUCACCUAUGGCAGCGGUAACGGUGGCAAAAAGGCUUCAAAGGAACAAAAGCUUGGAUUUCUGGGAAAGAACAGCAAACCUUGAUGUUCUGAAUGAGACCAUGGGAGCGCUGUGGUGGAGCUACCAGCAGCUCGGCACAGACAUUAGGCGAUGCUUUGAAUACUGCAGCACGUUUCCUAGAGGAUACAUGUUGAAACGGGACAUGUUGGUUCACCUGUGGAUAGCACAAGGGUUUGUAAAGACCAGUGGUGCAACGGAGGACAUGGAAGCAUUAGGCAACCGAUACUUUGACGAGUUGCUGACAUUCUCGUUCCUGCAAAUGCACAGAACGGUUAUUGGUACUGAGCAAUUCACAAUUCAUGAUCUGCUGCAUGAGUUGAUGGAAAGGGUUGCCGGAAGUGACUUCUUCAGAAUUGAUGUGAAUAAUGGCUUGCCAAAAGAAAUCCCGGCAGAGGUCCACCAUCUAUUCAUUGAGACCUACGACAGAGCAGGGAUCAUAGAGAGGAUUCUGGACUUGGCAAAUCUUCGCACCCUGAUCCUUGAGGAGUUGGACGGGAGCAUGUCUAAAAUGCUGACAGCACCACCUUUUAAACACACUGGGUAUAAUGACUUGAGUAACCAAGUUGUUUUUGAAAGUAUGCUCAUGAGACUGAGGAAACUGCGUGUCCUGAUCGUCAGAGUAAGAGGAUACCAUAAUAAGCUAUCGUUCUCGGUCCCAUCAUGUAUUGAUCAGUUGAAGCAUCUACGUUAUUUUCGGUUUCGUUCCCCCAACUAUGUGAACCUGAUUAUCCCAAGCACAUUCAGCAAGCUUUACCACAUGCAGAUCCUGGAUGCUCCUGACCUCAGAUUAUCCUGUGCUGAAGAUGUGGCUGAUCUCAUCCAUCUGCGGCACUGCUAUCCAAGCUUGAACCUUCCCAACGUUGGCAGGCUGACACAACUCCAAACAAUGCCGCACUUCAGAGUAGGGAAAGAACCAGGCUACGAGCUAAAGCAGCUCAAAUACCUUAACAGUCUUGGAGGCACCCUGAGAAUAUCUGGUCUUGGAACUGUCGUAGGCAAAGAGGAAGCCCUAGAAGCCCAGCUACCCCGCAAGAAGCGGCUCAAUGUACUGGUGCUGGACUUCAACGAAAAAAUAUACGGCGACCAUCCAGACGUCGAGGCAGAGGUGCUCGAGGGCCUUUGCCCGCCGGAGCAUCUUGUGCAGCUGUGUAUCUGGUGGUACUGCGGUUCAAUGUAUCCUAGCUGGAUGCUGAACCAUCAGCAUUCAGACGCCCCGAAGCACCUUGACAAGCUUGAGCUCUGUGAGUGCAGACGAUUGGUAUCCAUUCCCCAAGGCAGUGAGUUAUUCGUCCAUCUCCGUUUGCUCCGCAUUGUUUCGUGCGGCUGGGACUCCUUGCCUGAUAACAUGGUGAAGGGCCUUAGGUCGCUCCAGAAACUGGUCAUCCGGAGUUGCAGAAAUAUCGAGCUCCUUCCCACGCUGCCUCCUUCUCUUCAGGAGAUCACUUUAGUCGACGUCGGCAAGCUUAGGACGUCCUGUAAGGAGAGGGGACACAUGAAUUGGCUAAAGAUUCAGCACAUUCCCAACAAGAAAUUGUACGAGUGA
Miscanthus lutarioriparius is the source of this 3117-nucleotide messenger RNA. Lineage: Eukaryota; Viridiplantae; Streptophyta; Magnoliopsida; Poales; Poaceae. The record is from the annotation of a GenBank genome assembly.